Messenger RNA from Oryctolagus cuniculus (rabbit), 1208 nucleotides. Lineage: Eukaryota; Metazoa; Chordata; Mammalia; Lagomorpha; Leporidae. The record is from RefSeq and is a predicted model, not a curated record.
GUUUGUUUGCUUACCCCCCUCCUCCUUCUGUAGUGGGCUGUCCAGGGAGGUGGGGGCGGGGUGGGGACGAGGGAUUAAAAGCAGGUGCAGGGGGCUCGGGGACCACUCCCCAGACAGCAGGGUCGGCUGCUCAAGCUCCCUGAGCCCAUUCCCAGACAGACAGAUGUUCCCUCGCUGGCUGAUCGCACUCCUGGGCCUGCUUAGCAGCGCCCGGCUGCCACUGGCUUGGGGCAAACCCAGACCCCAGGUGUCCCCGCCUCUGCCCUGGGCUGUGACCAAUCAGACCCAGGCUGUGGUGGGAGAGGUCCCGGCCCCGGAGGUGCCAGCCCCAGCCCUUGGCAGCUGGAAGGUCUUCCUGAGUUUGCAGAAAAUCGGAAGGCUGGGGGUGGGCGGGCUGCAGAGGACGCCGGAAGUGACGGCCACCCCCGUGCCUCUGCCCCUCGACCCUCAGGAGGUGACCCAGGAGGUGUGUAAGGCUGUGCCCUUCACGCAGGUGCUGUCCCGGCCCGGCUGCUCCACUGCCCGCGUGCACAACCAUAUCUGCUUUGGCCGUUGCACCUCGCUCUACGUGCCCGGCUCAGACCCCACCUCGCUCGCCCUCUGCAAUGGCUGCGAACCCGCCCGCCAGCGGCGGGCACCCGUGGUGCUGUGGUGUCGAGGGGGCGGCGGCCGAGCUUUCCCGCGGCGAGUGAGGAUGUCCACUGUGCUCAUCGACAGCUGUCAGUGCAGCCCCAAGGCGUGAAACCGCAACACCUUGGGGUGGUGGUGGGACCUCCAGUGACUGCGCGGGGGAGGGGAGGGAUGUCAAGAGACCAAGGGACGCAGGGACAGACAGCCAGGUUCCCAGAGUGCACCCCUCCCCUGCUCCCCUGGACACAGCCCCCAGCCCUGGCCGGCCGGCCGUGGCCGUGGGGUUGAACUGAGAAUAGUCUUAGCGCUGCUUACUCAGGGACAGGUGCUCAUUUGCAUAGCCCUCACAGCAGCCCAAUGAGAGAGGGUCUUUCUCUUGCCCCUUUGGUUGGCUCCGCCCCUCACCCAUCACAGCUGCCCGGCUCUGGAUGGGUAACACAGAGGGCCAGCUGGCUCUUGAUUUUGCAAGAUGUUCCCUUGGAAUCUAGGUUCUGGGUUCUAGAAGCUGCGUUCUAGUUCUUUUUAAUGAAUCCCUUGAAAGGGAGAGAGAGAGAGAGAGAGAGAGAGAGAGAGAGAGA